This is a messenger RNA of Xiphophorus couchianus (Monterrey platyfish), 5033 nucleotides long. RefSeq names its product solute carrier family 7 member 3a (gene slc7a3a). Gene Ontology annotation, molecular function: amino acid transmembrane transporter activity. NCBI's taxonomy places the organism in Eukaryota, Metazoa, Chordata, Actinopteri, Cyprinodontiformes, Poeciliidae. Gene Ontology annotation, cellular component: plasma membrane. The record is from RefSeq and is a predicted model, not a curated record. The transcript has 11 exons. Gene Ontology annotation, biological process: transmembrane transport; amino acid transport. The coding region runs from base 1 to 1953 and encodes 650 amino acids.
AUGGCCAGGAUGCUGUCCAACUUUGGCAAAACCCUGCUGCGCCGCCGGGCGCUGGACUUCUCCAGUGAAGAGACGCAGUUCGCCCGCUGCUUAUCCACCCUGGACCUCAUCGCUUUGGGGGUGGGCUCCACCCUGGGCGCUGGCGUCUACGUCCUCGCAGGCGAGGUUGCUAGAGAGAAGGCGGGACCGGCCAUUGUCUUAUGUUUCCUCAUCGCCGCCCUGUCCUCCAUGAUGGCUGGCCUGUGCUACGCCGAGUUUGGCGCCCGUGUGCCCAAGACGGGCUCCGCGUACCUCUACAGCUACGUGACGGUGGGAGAAAUAUGGGCCUUCAUAACGGGGUGGAACCUCAUCCUCUCUUAUGUCAUUGGUACGGCCAGUGUGGCCAGGGCUUGGAGCUCGACCUUUGACAACCUGGUCGAACAAAAAAUAUCCGGCUUCUUUAAAGCAUCCAUGGAAAUGAAAGUGCCUGGAAAAGUGCUAGCGGAGUAUCCGGAUCUGUUUGCCCUAAUCCUGGUCCUGCUGCUAACCGGUCUCUUGGCCUUCGGCGUGAGCGAGUCGGCGCUGGUGAACAAAAUCUUCACGGGAAUCAAUUUGGUGGUCCUGGGCUUCGUCAUCAUAUCCGGCUUCGUCAAGGGAAACGUUGACAACUGGAACCUCGAGAAAGGCGACUACCUUGACUACAGGAACAGCACCAAUGUCACCCAAAAGGAACUGACAGAAAAGUUUGGUGUAGGUGGUUUUGCCCCGUUUGGCCUCAGUGGAGUCUUAUCUGGCGCUGCCACCUGCUUCUACGCCUUUGUGGGCUUUGACUGUAUUGCCACAACAAGUGAAGAAGCUAAGAACCCCAUGCGGUCCAUCCCCAUCGGCAUCGUGGCCUCGCUGCUCAUCUGUUUUUUCGCCUACUUUGGCGUGUCAGCAACCCUGACCAUGAUGAUGCCGUAUUACCAGUUGAACAUUGACAGCCCUCUGCCCGAGGCUUUCAGCUACGUCGGCUGGGCGCCAGCCAGAUACAUCGUGGCCGUGGGUUCUCUCUGUGCGCUGUCCACCAGCUUACUGGGCUCCAUGUUUCCCAUGCCUCGGGUUAUUUACGCCAUGGCCGAGGACGGGCUGCUGUUCCGGAUUCUGUCCCGGAUGAAUGCUCGCACAAAGACCCCCAUCCUGGCUACCAUUGUUUCUGGAAUCAUUGCAGCGCUGAUGGCGUUCCUGUUUGAUCUGGCGGCCCUGGUUGACCUCAUGUCCAUAGGAACGCUGCUGGCAUACUCAUUAGUGGCUAUUUGUGUCUUAAUUCUCAGGUAUCAGCCAGGCAAUCUGAAUUCGUCCAGUCAGACGGAGAAGCUGGUGGAGCUGGUGGAAGGCGAGAAGGUGGCUGUGAGCGGCGGGGACAGCGGGGACGAGUAUGGCAUGGAGAUGGAAGACAGACCCCUCCAUGAGACAUUCACUGCCAAGCUGCUCUUCUGUCCAAGUGGAAAAAUCCCAACUAAGACCUCUGGGAUGAUAGUCUACGUUACCACAGCUGUUAUUUCUGUUCUCAUCACCAUUCUGUGCAUCAUCCUGGCAAACGGUUUGAACCAGCUGUUCGCCGGACAUGCAGCCGUUGUGGUGCCCUGCAUCAUCUUGGCUCUGCUCUGUGUCGUCUGCAUUAUCAUCAUAUGGAGGCAGCCACAGAGCAAUGAGGCUCUGACCUUCAAGGUCCCGCUGCUUCCAUGGUUGCCCCUGUUCAGCGUUUUUGUCAACAUCUACCUCAUGAUGCAGCUGGACAUUAGUACAUGGUGCCGCUUCUCGGUCUGGAUGAUUAUCGGCUUUGCCAUCUACUUCUCAUACGGUAUUAUAAACAGCAGUGAAGCUAACAACAAGUCGCCCUCAGGCAAAUACGAGCCGGCGCUGCAGAACAAAAGCCCGAUUUAUAAGGGUGGUCCUGAUGAGAGCGACCUGGAGGCCGGCAGCAGCCCCUGAAACGGACUGACCCAGAUCCGAAGCUCGUUUCCGAGCACCUGCACCCAUUCCCGAUCAUUUACAGUGCAGGCGGGUCGGAACUAGGCAUGGGCCGGUAUGAAAUUAUGAUGAUAUGGUGACCUUUGGUUUCGCGGAAUCACGGUAUUAUGGCUCCAGCUCGAAAAUGUGUUAUUUUGCAUUUUCUUUAUCAUGCUUUGACGUGAACGCAUCCGCGAUUUGCUUCUUAAAUGUUUGCUGAAUUGUGGGCUGAUCUUCUCCCUUUGACAUGACCUGUUGCUGCCAGAGGCUCUGCUUUUUCUAAAAAGGGCAGAUGUGAAUUUAACUGCAAUUUCAAAUUAGUCUAUCAUCGUAAUUUCUGUGGUCAUAGUCAACUUCAUUUGUCUUUGUAAGCUGCGUAAACUUGCAGAGCUAGUAACUAUGCAGCAGCAGAUGACCGGUGGGAUUUGACCUCCACCUUUUCGCUGACCAGACAUUACAAAAAUAAAUGCUUAUACUGCAGGCACAGUAUGACGAAGAAUUUUGUGGUUUUAAAACGGACAUUUUCAUAUCACGGUAUACGUUGAAACCGGCAACCGGCCCAUGCCUACUCAGAACGCUGCUCCGGGUUUAAAGGAAGGGAAAAGGCAAGAAAAACGCAACACACACCUUACCUCUGACUUGGAGGCCGAUCAUCUACUUGACAACUAGAUGCUGCGACGAAGCCGAUUUGCAGGUCGUCUGAGUUUUAACUUGGUUUUAUUUAGCCUUAGCCCACAGCAGGCAUUUACCUGCCUGAAUCACAUGCUUUCAAUGGAUCUGACCAACAAGGGGGUCAGAUCGUGUUUUAUUCCGUUAAAUGAAACUGCAAACCGGAAAAAUGUUACUUUUUGUUUUUUAUUGUUUGUGUGUUAUUAAUGUCCUGAGGUGGACCCAUUAAGUCACUAGUGAGUCCCAGUGUAAAUCCCAGUCAAUGACCAUUUGAGCCAUUAAGUUCACCGUCAUAAGAUCAUUCAGUGAAUCCAGCAACAAAGUGGCAGAGGACAGUAAUCCCUCUCUAAUGAAUGUGGUGCAGUAGAGGAAGUUACCUGGGUGUUUACACGUCUUGUGAGAGGCUGUGAGGUUUACAGUGUCAGUUUUUACUGGUAGGUCAGUAGCAUCUGGUCAAUGCUGAUGUUUAUGUUCAAUAUUGUGCAGCUGAAGUCUUAACUAGUAACACUAUAACCCCACUGCAUCCUAAAACUCCCUGAAAACUGGUGUAGAGCUAGUAACUACAAUAUUUAUAUGGUAUAACUAGGCAUGAGCUCAGCAAAACUACCAUGGUUUCUUGCUAUCAUCUCCAAAAUUUAAAUCAAGAAUGUAAAACAUGAAUAUUACUUGAAAUAAUGUUAUCUAUACCAUUAUUACUUAUGUUGGUAUAAAAAAAGAAGUAAAGCUAUGGAACAAACCUAUACUAAAUUUAACAGUAUAUUUCAAUUUAGGAUUUAUUAUCACAAUAUUUCGUUUAGUAUUUAUUGCGAUAAAAAAGUAUUUCCAACUAGGCCUGUCACAAAAAAACCUUUUCUAAUGCCGCCCUGGGUAACCACCCAUACGAUUAUAUCUAAAGUAGAAGGAGCAUAACAGAAAAUGUUUGCACUUUUCAAACCGCAAAUCAAAACCUUUAUAUCUACAGCCAGCCCAUGCCUACAUAUGACAUAAUUUAACAGUUUUGUUAUUUAUUUCAUCACAGUAUUAACAUGUUACCAUUCGAUUUUGUGGCCUUUGAUUUCAACUUCAGCGACUCUAAAAUGUACAUAAAACACAUAAAUCUGUGUCGUUGAACUUUCACGUCAUCCUGCUGUAUGGAUUUUAAAAUUAUUCAAUGGAUUUACCGACUUAAGAUUUUGCUAAUACCAGUUUAUCUGCCUUUUGUAUUGUUUUUUUGUUCACAUAUUUGUACAAACCGGACGAGGUUGAUGGGAUUUUGGGGGUCGGGCAUUUUCAGCAGAAAUGCAAUGAACUGUAAUGUACGUCCAAAAUAAGCCAGGGUUCAGGUCAAGUAUUACCACUAAAACGUAAUCUCUUUUUUUUUUUUUUUUUACUUCUUUGUAAAAAAAAAAAAUCUAUUCUCCAGUAAGACUCUUGAUUAGUUUCAGCUAUAUAACUUGAAAUUUUAAACCUUUUUCAGAUAAAUUACCAUCACUUGUAUUUUAGUUUUAUAAUCUUAUUUACUUCUAAUUUUGUUAGAACAUGUUAAUAUUUAUGUGUUUAUUGAUUGUUUGGUAAAGCAUUACUGUUUUUCUGCCUUUAUGUAUUCAUUUUAACUUGCUUUUUAGAUGUACAGCUUAAUGUUGAUCUUUUGUCACGUUAUAUAUUUCGUUCCUGAUCUUUUUCGACCAAACUGAAUUUUUUUACUCCGCUUUCCAAAAGCUACCAACCACAAUGAGCUGGUAUUUAAAUUAUUCUAACUAUUUUUGCCCCAAGCCUUUUUCAGUCUGAUUGAGAACUUAUUUUUAAAAGUUUUUUGUGUGUGUUGUUGUCAUAGUACAAGUGCUUUACUGUAGAGUGUACAGUAUUUGUUUAAAUAUCUUUGUAUAUUGCUGUAAAUUAUGCAAAUAUACUUUCUUUGACAUAUAAAAUUACAUGUAAACCUGAUGAGACGGUUUUUAUAUAUUACACUUGAAGGAACUGAUGCUGCUGAAGCCCAAAUUAAACUAUUUGAGAUACAAAAUGCUCCCAUGGAAGCUGGAUUAUAGAUAUCUUGAACGCGUUUAUCGGUAAAAGGUAGAAUUAAUUGUCUUUUUUUUACAGAUGGCGCAUAAGAACCAUUUGUGAAGCCGAAUGUGAAAUUUGCUCUUCAACUUUUUGAUCUGAACUUUAUGUUCUCCACGCUUACUCGCCACCAAAAUGUUCUGUGACGGGUGUUGACUCACUCAGCUCGUCACAACCCGCCCUGGUGCCUUUUUGAAAAAUCAAUCCAAUCAUUCCCCCGUAGUGCUGUACCAUUAAGAGCAACAAUUGACUUCCGUUUUGUAUUCCGUACAUAUGCUUUAUUGUGUAAAAUGAGCUGCGUUUUAAUUUUCUCCUGUUUUUUUUUUAAAUAAAAGUGAUUUAUUCUCUUGGAA